AAAACUCUUCUUCUCCAGUUUCUUAGAAGGGGUACUUGGAGCUUCCUGAAUAUCUCUAGUGGGUUCAUGUAAAGGAGCCGCCUGUUUGAGUUUAUACUGCAGCUUAUCUACAUCGACUGCUUGGUGGGAGUUGAAAGAGGAGAACAACAAUGGAGAAGAUAUCAACUGCUCUUGAAGCUAUCAACAACGAAACUGUUGACUUGGAGAAUAUUCCGAUUGAAGAAGUUUUUGAAAAGCUAAAAUGUACAAAAGAAGGUCUAAACUCAGAUGAGGUUCAAGCGCGACUAGAGCUUUUUGGGUAUAACAAACUGGAAGAGAAAAAGGAAAGUAAAAUACUCAAAUUUUUGGGCUUUAUGUGGAAUCCUCUGUCAUGGGUUAUGGAAGCAGCUGCAAUUAUGGCCAUCGCUCUUGCUCAUGGAGGGCACAAGGGUACAGAUUAUCAUGAUUUCCUUGGCAUCACGGCUUUGCUGAUUAUCAAUUCAACCAUCAGUUUUAUAGAGGAAAAUAAUGCUGGAAAUGCUGCUGCAGCGCUUAUGGCUCGGCUGGCUCCAAAGGCUAAGGUUUUACGCGAUGGAAGUUGGAGCGAGGAAGAUGCUUCUGUGUUGGUCCCUGGAGACAUUGUCAGUAUCAAACUAGGAGACAUUAUUCCUGCUGAUGCCCGUUUGCUUGAAGGAGAUCCUCUGAAAAUUGAUCAGUCGGCUCUUACAGGAGAGUCACUCCCAGUAACAAAAGGUCCUGGUGAUGGAGUUUAUUCUGGCUCAACAUGUAAGCAAGGUGAAAUUGAAGCAGUUGUCAUUGCAACUGGAGUACAUACUUUCUUUGGGAAGGCAGCUCAUCUGGUGGAAAAUACAACACAUGUUGGGCACUUUCAGAAGGUCUUGACUUCAAUUGGAAACUUCUGCAUUUGCUCCAUUGCUUUUGGGAUGGUUAUUGAAAUCGUAGUCAUUUAUGGGCUUCAGCAAAGGCCUUACAGAAUUGGUAUAGACAACCUUCUUGUGAUACUUAUUGGUGGUAUCCCAAUUGCUAUGCCAACAGUGCUUUCUGUCACGAUGGCAAUUGGUUCUCAUCGUUUAUCUCAGCAGGGUGCCAUAACAAAAAGAAUGACAGCUAUUGAGGAAAUGGCUGGGAUGGAUGUGCUUUGCAGUGAUAAAACUGGCACUUUAACUCUCAACAAACUUACGGUGGACAAAAAUUUGGUAGAGGUUUUUGCUGAUGGUGUUGAGAAGGAUAUGGUUGUUUUGAUGGCUGCUAGAGCCUCAAGGUUGGAGAAUCAAGAUGCCAUUGACGCUGCAAUUGUUUCAAUGCUGGCUGAUCCUAAAGAGGCUCGAGCUGAUAUUACUGAAGUUCACUUCCUUCCCUUCAAUCCAACUGAUAAGAGGACUGCACUCACAUACAUUGACAAAGCCGGUAAAAUGCAUAGAGUGAGCAAAGGUGCACCAGAACAGAUUCUUAAUCUGGCAUGGAACAAAGCAGAUAUUGAAAAAAGGGUCCAUUCAAUAAUUGAUAAAUUUGCUGAGCGUGGUCUUCGAUCCCUAGCAGUUGCCCAGCAGGAAGUACCUGCUGGUACCAAAGACAGUCCUGGUGGGCCUUGGGAAUUCGUCGGUCUUCUUCCUCUCUUUGAUCCUCCACGCCAUGACAGUGCUGAAACCAUUAGGAGAGCUUUAGAUCUGGGUGUUAGUGUUAAGAUGAUUACAGACUCCGCUAGAUUAGAUGGACAUGAGGGAUACAAGUCUCAGAACUAUGUUGAAGAGAAUAUUCCGAUUGAAGAAGUUUUUGAAAAGCUAAAAUGUACAAAAGAAGGUCUAAACUCAGAUGAGGUUCAAGCGCGACUAGAGCUUUUUGGGUAUAACAAACUGGAAGAGAAAAAGGUGUCAUAUGACUUGUUUCUGCUUUUCUCUGUCUAUAUCUUUGUAUUUCCUGAAAGGUGA
Messenger RNA from Pistacia vera, 1928 nucleotides. Its product is annotated as plasma membrane ATPase 1-like. The transcript is spliced from 15 exons. Gene Ontology annotation, cellular component: plasma membrane. Gene Ontology annotation, molecular function: P-type proton-exporting transporter activity; ATP binding; ATP hydrolysis activity. The record is from RefSeq and is a predicted model, not a curated record. Lineage: Eukaryota; Viridiplantae; Streptophyta; Magnoliopsida; Sapindales; Anacardiaceae. The coding region runs from base 150 to 1928 and encodes 592 amino acids. Gene Ontology annotation, biological process: regulation of intracellular pH; proton export across plasma membrane.